Limulus polyphemus (Atlantic horseshoe crab) is the source of this 1008-nucleotide messenger RNA. RefSeq names its product serine/threonine-protein kinase PAK 5-like. The record is from RefSeq and is a predicted model, not a curated record. The transcript has 2 exons. The coding region runs from base 1 to 1008 and encodes 335 amino acids. Lineage: Eukaryota; Metazoa; Arthropoda; Merostomata; Xiphosura; Limulidae.
AUGUUUGGGAAGAAGAAGAAAAAGCCCAUCAUCUCUGCCCCUACAAACUUUGAGCACAGAUUUCACACAGGCUUUGACAGACAUGAAGGAAAAUUUGUAGGCCUUCCACCACAAUGGACCAGUUUAAUCCAGACUCAACAAGAUAGACCAAAACCCAUAGUGGACCCAUCAACUAUAACACCAACUGAAAUGAUUAACAUGAAAUCUCACACCAUUGUUCGAGGUGGAAGCUCUUCUCAAAUCAGAAAUGGGCCAGUUUCAAUCACACGAUCCAACUCGCUAAGGAAAGAAAGCCCUCCUCAACCUCGACGGGACUAUUUAAGUCGCCUCCCUCCCCCAGUACCUGAAGAUGAAAGUAUGCUACCUGUGCAAUCUCAUGAGGUCCCUCCUCAUGUUCACCAAAUUCAUCAUGAUUCUCAUAUCCAUCCACACUCACACCCCCAGUUUCACCCUGGCCAACUACAGUGGGGACAUGGCCAUCCAGUAAACUUUUAUUCAGAGAAUCAGGGAAAUCAUAUGGGUGGUAGCCACUCCUAUCUACAGAAUGCAAGAGAACAUGCUCCUUCUCAAGGCUCUGUUCCCUCUUGGGACAGAACUGAUGGUGGAGAUAAUAGUAUGCUUCCUGGUGUCCAGUUAGGUAGGGAACAAGAAAAAAGCCCUGCACCAACUAGUCUGCCAGGUUAUACCUCUAAAUCAGGUCUCAUGAUUGAUAACCAGAGUUGUCUACAGUCACAAAGCUACCAAGAGCAACACCCAUCCAUGAAUCCUAACUUUCAAACAGGUAAUCAUCAUGGACCCAUGCUUCCAUCGCUUAUCUCCAAUGGUGUCCCUUUGUCAAGUCCACUUGAACCUCCUGUCAUGGAAAAACAGUACAGGGAUUCUCAAUCAUCAUCAGGUUCAACCCAGCAUUCUGGAAACCGUAGUGGUUCUCAUAGCCCUAUUUUGAAGAACAGCAUGUCUCAGAACCACUUAAACCAUCCAAGAGACUUAAAAUCCUCAAAAAUGUAA